Molecule: messenger RNA, 1119 nt
Organism: Fomitopsis serialis
Lineage: Eukaryota; Fungi; Basidiomycota; Agaricomycetes; Polyporales; Fomitopsidaceae
Exons: 1
Coding region: 358-942 (194 amino acids)
Source: RefSeq, a predicted model, not a curated record
CCCAGGAACUGAUGAACGCGACGCAGAACUCGAUCCGGCAUAACCUCUCUCUGAACAAGAUGUUCCGCAGGCUGGCGAAACCGAUCACUGAACCGGGCAAGGGCAGCUACUGGACGGUAGACUUUGCUGCUGGCGAGGGCAACAAGCGCGAGCGGAAGCGCACGAAGCGCGCUGGUAUGGCCGAGCAGGCGCGCCGCGCAAUGGAGGGCGACGCUCCCUCUUCGUCGCACCAGGACAACAGCAUUAGCAGCGGGGAAGAAAGUGACGUGCCGGGACACAGCUUCCCUCCGCGCCGUACUCGGCAGACCGAUCUAUCAGGAGCCUUCUAUCGACCCUGCGCUGCUCACCCAGGGCCGCAUGUCCCCUCAGAGGAGGCCCAGACUGAGCCCCGCACCGUACGCCCGCCCAGCGUUCCCCAUGUCGGUCCCUGCGCCGGCCGUGCAGGACCCGCGCGUCGCUGCGCUCGGUCAGUUCUCUAUGCGUCCCGGCCAGACCGCCGCAUUCGGAAACCCGACUGUCGGUCAGUCUGCAUUCAGCCAAGGCUCUCAGGGCUUUGACCCAUGGGAGGCCUCCUUCAUGGCAGGCCCGAUGGGACCGCCUACCUGGGGAACACAGGUUUGCGCUCCACCGGCGUUCGAAGACCCGUUCUCGCCUGCUGGCCCGGCUUCCAAUGUCGGAUACCAACCACAGAUGCCUGGUCGCGCCGCCAGAGAAAGCAUGGCGGCUGGUCCUUCUCGUGCCGCGGCGGGUGCCCAGUCUCAUGCGCCCGUCUACCAUCAUGGCUCCCUCGCUGUCUCCGCCGAAACAGUGGCCUCUGCGGCGGGCACCAGGUCGAGCUCUACUUCCGACGCUGGGAGCGCGCGCAGUGGCAACCUCGCGGGAACUAGCGUCUCUCAGGCGUACAGGCACAGCAGCAGCUCUUCUUCGUCGCAGUCAUCCUAGGGAAGCUUCCUCGAUUGACCCGUCCUUGGAGUCCUGCGCGGCGUGUCAGAGCGACAUGUCGCGGAGGACUCCUCGCUCAGGCAACCCAUGCACAAGUUUUGUUCUCCGUCAAGUCAAGUCCCUAUGCAUCCCAAGUUUUGUCAAGAUAAAUUGCAAACAAAUCGCUGAUCCACUUUC